This is a messenger RNA of Cynara cardunculus var. scolymus (artichoke), 1882 nucleotides long. Its product is annotated as solanesyl diphosphate synthase 3, chloroplastic/mitochondrial. The record is from RefSeq and is a predicted model, not a curated record. Gene Ontology annotation, cellular component: transferase complex. Gene Ontology annotation, biological process: isoprenoid biosynthetic process; ubiquinone biosynthetic process. Gene Ontology annotation, molecular function: prenyltransferase activity. Lineage: Eukaryota; Viridiplantae; Streptophyta; Magnoliopsida; Asterales; Asteraceae. The coding region runs from base 802 to 1668 and encodes 288 amino acids. The transcript is spliced from 10 exons.
GCGAUCAAUGGUUGUCGCUGAGGUGCCAAAGCUUGCCUCAGCAGCCGAGUAUUUCUUUAAGAUGGGCGUUGAAGGGAAGAGGUUCCGUCCCACUGUAAGUUUAUUGCUUCCAGUUCUUUGAUGUUUGAGAUCCUUACUACGAAUUGUAUUUUCUAUCUUAGAAUUGUGACAUUCGUGUGCAUAACAUUGAGAUAUUACAGUCUCAAAGGGAAAGAACUGUUAUCUUGUUGGCAGUAAAUUGUUUACUCUACUUUUCAGUAAGGACAAAUUGUAUGAAAAUGCGACAUACUUUUAUCUGAUUCAUAUUUUACAUAACGCACUUUCAAAACUUCCAUUUUGGUAUAUCAGAUGUGACAUCUGAAACAUUUAGGUACCAACUUUACACAUGAGAAUGUAUGAAAAUAUAUUCUCUUUGGCCCAAUUCUUAUGUUGUGUAAUGUACUUCGGUCUAAAAAUGUUUGAGAUAUCACAUCUAGGUAGGUACAUUGCAUUAUCAUGCAAUUGCCUUCUCAAUAUGAACACAAAUUUUCACAGUUGAACGUUUUGCUCUCUUUCCAGCAUAUGAUGUAUGCUGUAUUUCAUUGGUGUUCACAUGUUAACAUCUAAUUUAUUUGAAGUAGGAAUAGAGCUAGAGGCAUGCUAGAAUUCUCCCCCUUGUGCUUUGUUAACCAUCUGCUGAUUGAUCUACAAUUUAUUAAGUUUUAACAGGAUGUCAAUUUUCAUACUUACCAUCAUCUGAAAAUUAUCGUUUCUCUUGGAUAUUAGGGAGCGGAGUGCUAUGGUAACAAUGUUAUUUUAUUGAUGGCAACAGCUUUAAAUAUUCAAAUCUCUAAACCGGCUUCAGAAAACGUUGUUGAUAUGUUCUCCACAGAUUUGCGCUUGAGACAACAAUCUAUUGCUGAAAUCACAGAGAUGAUUCAUGUUGCCAGCCUCCUUCAUGAUGAUGUACUGGAUGAUGCUGAUACAAGACGUGGGAUUGGCUCUCUUAACUUCGUAAUGGGAAAUAAGCUUGCAGUAUUGGCUGGAGAUUUCUUGCUUUCUAGAGCUUGUAUCACACUUGCCUCUUUAAAAAACACAGAGGUUGURUCACUAAUAGCAACAGCAGUAGAGCAUCUUGUUACUGGGGAGACGAUGCAAAUGAGCACAUCAGCAGAGCAGCGUAGUAGUAUGGAUUAUUAUUUGCAGAAGACAUACUACAAGACUGCAUCUCUGAUAUCAAACAGCUGCAAGUCCAUUGCCCUUCUUACUGGGCAAACUGCGGAGGUGUCUAUGUUGGCAUAUGAGUACGGGAAAAAUCUGGGUUUGGCGUUCCAGUUAAUCGAUGAUGUUCUUGAUUUCACAGGCACAUCAUCAUCUCUUGGGAAGGGCGCAUUAUCUGAUAUUCGCCAUGGAAUUGUCACAGCUCCAAUAUUAUAUGCAAUGGAGGAGUUCCCAGAACUACGCUCAGUUGUUGACCAGGGAUUAGACGACCCUGCCAAUGUGGAUCUUGCUCUUGAGUAUCUUGGUAAAAGUCAUGGAAUACAAAGAACAAGGGAACUAGCAGCAAAGCAUGCAAGCCUUGCAUCGGCUGCAAUUGAUUCGCUGCCGGAAAACGAUGAUGAGGAUGUUCAAAGAUCAAGGCGGGCGCUUGUAGAAUUGACGCACAGAGUUAUUAAUAGAACAAAAUGAAGACGGAGAUGAAGUUGGCCAUAGUCUGAAGAAGAUCGAUCAAUAUAGAUGGAAGAUUUUGUUUCAGUAGAAUACGACACAUCCCAAUGUUUGGAUCUGAGUGUUCAUUUUCUUGUUCAAUAAAUGAUUACUGGCCAAGAAAAUCGCUAAUAGUUAUACUUGGGUAAACACAAUUGAUUUCAUAAUGUCAAAAGUUUGGAAUUCUUGCAGACUU